AUGGACUCUUUUCUCAAGACAGUGGGCAGCCUUCUCCCAUACCAUCUUCUCUCUUAUGGCGCUCUCCUUGGGACAGAGCUCUAUCAGAGCUUUAUCAAUACAAAAAUUUGCUACCAAGUUUUACCAAUGAAGGAGUUCAUUAUCCUCCAAAAGCGCCUUUUCCCCAUCUACUUCGGAACCCAGGUCGGACUCACAGCGUUGACGGCAGCAACAUACCCACCAUACAGCAUUUUGUCAUUGGUCAAAGAUCCAUGGGGUGUAGCUUCUCUUUGUUUAAUUGCUUUGACGGGAUGUCUGAAUUGGUUCGUCUAUGGACCUCGGACGACCACUGCGAUAUUGGUCAGGAGGGCGCUACAAGGAAGCGAGAGCACCGAUGCUGACUCCGAUGGGUCGAAGGUGCUUCGGGCUAACCGUACCUUCGCGCGAAAUCACGCAAUGGCUAUCCAUUUGAAUGCUAUUGCUAUGAUAGCCACCGUAUUUUAUGGAUUCUCGCUGUCUGCUACACUUUUAGCAGGAGCUUAG
Messenger RNA from Penicillium psychrosexuale, 522 nucleotides. Its product is annotated as DUF4149 domain-containing protein. The transcript is spliced from 3 exons. Lineage: Eukaryota; Fungi; Ascomycota; Eurotiomycetes; Eurotiales; Aspergillaceae. The record is from RefSeq and is a predicted model, not a curated record. The coding region runs from base 1 to 522 and encodes 173 amino acids.